Bipolaris zeicola 26-R-13 is the source of this 891-nucleotide messenger RNA. RefSeq lists its product as uncharacterized. NCBI's taxonomy places the organism in Eukaryota, Fungi, Ascomycota, Dothideomycetes, Pleosporales, Pleosporaceae. The coding region runs from base 1 to 891 and encodes 296 amino acids. The record is from RefSeq and is a predicted model, not a curated record. The transcript is spliced from 2 exons.
AUGCCUCCGCUUAGCCUCGAGACAACACUUUACUUCUUCUAUCAUAUUGUGCUGCCUCCGAAACUGCCACUGGAGAGCGAUUGGAAGGUAGAGCACGAAGAUGCCCUGCUCGACAUGACAGUAGAAGUCCUCCAGACGUUUGCCGAGACGGUGCGAAACGAGGAACCACAAGUAACUGGGCCCAUAAAUGUUCUAGCAUCUGCAGUUCAAAACUUGCGUCGCAUUCGUAAUGCGUCAGGGUUUAUCAGCGACUCCCGACUCGAAGAAUUGCUCCAUAGCUUGGCCUCCAGUGAGAUGUCGGAGACUGUGCUCAUCGAGAUAAAAGCACAAAAUGCGGUGGUGGUUAUCAGCAAACAAGAAGCCGGUGCUGACGUCGUCUUUGAGGUUUUCGAACUGUCACCGCUAAAUGAGACCGUGAUGCGAACGAAAGGUCGACUCAAGCGCUCCUUUCUGACUUUUGCUUGUCAAAUCUCUCUUCAACAGUUCCAGGAACAAGGUUUGAUUGAAGCGCUUGCACACACGCUCGGGAAGAUGAGCUGGGAAGAAGCUCCGGGCUUCCAGCCUCAGACCCGCAAGAAUGAGCAAGGCCACGAUGAGACUCGCGACACGACGCAUCCAGGCUUGAUCACUGAUUUUCUCGUGCAUUUCCUCGCCGUCAUCGGCCAGCCUGCUGAUGUGCAAGGGUUGUGGAAGAAUACUCGCGAAGAUGUUCUAUGUUUCGAAGGCUUCCUGCCAUGGAGAAGAUCUGCUUUGUGGCUCCUUGUUCGCACAACCAUGCAGCUUCAGAUUUCUCGCACGUCGUCCGCAAAUGUGUACAAGGCUGUCAUGGUCCAUAUGUUGGCUAGGCUCCUCCAAAGUGUGAAAGCCCAUUACGAAUCGAUAGGUACGUAA